This is a messenger RNA of Onychostoma macrolepis, 5042 nucleotides long. RefSeq names its product collagen, type XVII, alpha 1a (gene col17a1a). NCBI's taxonomy places the organism in Eukaryota, Metazoa, Chordata, Actinopteri, Cypriniformes, Cyprinidae. The transcript is spliced from 52 exons. The record is from RefSeq and is a predicted model, not a curated record. The coding region runs from base 428 to 4744 and encodes 1438 amino acids.
AUGCAUCUCAUAUUUAGUAAUAGCUAUAGAAUGUAAUGGAAGCAAGACUUAUUUUCAUAACCUAUAGAACAGGUUGCAAUCUAUCCUCAAGCCAUCUUAAUUCCACUUAAAUAACUUUCUCCCAGGCAAUUUACCUGGCCCAUAAUGAUUUUUGUUCCUUGUUUUUGCAAAUAAAAGUGCCUCAGGUGUUUCAUGUGACAGCCCCCUCGUCUUGUCAAAACUCGCCUGUAAGUGGCUGGAGGUCAGAAAAACUGGUAUAUUGCAUGUAAAGGGGUAAAAAGCAUGCAUGCCGGGUCCUGGAUUACUCAUCACAUCUGAACGUGCCUGCUCAUAAAUAUAAUCGCUUUUGGAGCACAUUUUUAUACAGAAGAACAGGGGGUACAACAAGAAGAUUUCUCCUAAACAAGAGUCAAGUAGUUAACAUGGAAUGGACAAGGUAACCAAAACCAAGAUUGUGAAAGUAGAGGGGGGAUCUGGAGGAUCUGGAAAAGAAAUCCAGAAACACACAGAAACUGUAAGGACCACACGACUGACAUCUCUACCCCCAAAGGGCAACAGCGGCUCUGUGAGCAGCCAACAGGUACUGACCUCCAUAGUGAACAGCUCAGGAUCUGGAGGAGCUUCAGGAGGAGCUGUUCUGGUGGAGAAGAAGAUCAUCACCCAGAGCAGUGCUGAAGGAGGCGCGUCCAGAAGUUAUGUCAUAUCCUCCUCCUCGUCUGGAAGUUCAGCCAACAGCAGUUCAGGAGCAGGAUCUGUGAUUGGUGGAUUCGGAGAAAUAUCUCGUGAAAUCAGUGUAACCGGGCCGAUCAGUAGCUCUACAGUUAAAAGCUCUAGUUCUGCAGUUAAAAGCUCUAGCAGCGUCUCUACCUCCAUCACAACAGCUGGCGGUUCCUCAGCAACAGGUGGAGAGCUUUCUUCUGGAUACGGCUUCAUCUCCUCCUCUGAGUUUGCGUCUGGUUCCUCAGGCGGUUCUGUUAGUGUUUCUGGAGGCAGUAUGAAUAUAUCCAGAGGUGGAGGAGGUGGCGCUGGCUCCGGAGGAACUUCCAGCUCCAUGACUGUGACCAAGUUCAGCUCCUCGUCCCCCAGCGGGACACGGAAAGGUUUGAGUUACAGCACAGUUCCUGCAGAGAGGAAGACCAGUCUGAGCCUUCACACUGGAGGAUAUGAGGGGAGCUCCAGUGGCAAUUCUUCCCCUGAAUACAUUAAGAAAGAAUACGUUUCGACAAGUGCUGCCACUAGAGGACGCACUCAAACACGAGAGAGUGAGAUCAGAGCCAGAUUGCAGAGUGCCUCACCCUCAACUAGAUGGACAGAGCUGGAUGAUGUUAAGAGAUUACUGAAGGGAAGUCGCUCCGGGAGCAUCAGUCCACCUCGUUCUCCCACCAACACCCUACCUAUCCCCAAAAAAGGCAGUGUGGACACCCGUCAUGACAGCCAGUCAGGUUAUGACAGCACAGUCCUGGAUGCAGGAUUCAGCGGAUAUUACACCAGCCCAAACAAUCUCAGUUACACCACACUGCAACAACCAUCAUCACCCACAGGUGGCAUGCAGAAUAAUCUGACCCUCAGCUCAUCUGCCCUCAGUAGUGCAGUAUAUGGGAUGCAUAAUAACCUGUCAACAUCUGGUGGUGCUCUCAUGGUUAAUGGAAUCAGUGCUGGCCAAGUGUAUGGGGCACAUAAGAAUGUUGGCAGCGCUGGAUUGGCCACCACUGUUACUACUGUUCCCAGCAGCCCUAUCACCGCUGAUGAUGUGUUUGUGAAAGAUGGCAAGUUUAUUGCGAUUGGAAAAGAAAAUGUAGCAGCUAAGAAAGAGACUGAGCGACUGAUCAUGUCCAAAAACACUGGCAAACAGUUCAUCACUUCUACCGCCAGUGCUGGAGCAGAUUCUGAAGAUUCACUGAAGAGGGAGAAAAAGAUGAUCUCCAGCAUUACUGAAUCCACAAUGACAGCUUCCAGAGCCUUAACGAAAGACAAGGCAACCUAUGCAGAGAUCCGUAAAGAUGAGUCUGACGGUGCAGGACUAGGAUUCUGUUCCUGCUGCUCGUGGUGGAAGUGGCUUCUGGCACUGAUUUUAGGUCUUCUCCUUCUACUGGGACUCCUCUGUGGUCUCAUCGCACUGGGCGAAGAGGUCCGGAAGCUGAAGGCUCGUGUGGACGCUAUUGAUGGCGGAGAAAGCGCAGUCUCUGCUCGAACCAGUCGUUUGUCCGCCUCCUCUGCUGUCAACAUCAUUGAUCCACUGGAGUCUUCAUACGCUGAGCGCAUCCCUGGCGUCCGUGCCGAUAACACUAUAAACCUGGGUUCAGCGUCUACUGCACAAGACCCUGUGGUUCUGCAGAGGACCAUCCAACAGAUCCUCAGAUCCGAACUUCAGUCAGACACCGUCAGAGCUUCACUGGCAACUUCACUUAAGGGUGAGAGAGGAGAGCCUGGGCCUAAAGGUGACCAAGGACCUCCUGGAGUGAAAGGUGAUACAGGGUUUCCUGGAAUUCCAGGUCCUCCUGGUCUCAUUGGUCACCCUGGACAGGAAGGUCCUCGAGGACCCAAAGGAAGUGCAGGUGAAUCAGGAAAUGACGGUUUACCUGGGCCAAGGGGUCGAGAGGGGCCAGCGGGACCCAGAGGAGAACCGGGACCCCCGGGAUUUGGAGAGAAAGGAGAGAAAGGUUCAUCUGGCGAUGGUGGUGCGCCUGGGCUAGCAGGACCACCAGGCCCUGUGGGACCCAAAGGUGAUGCAGGUGCACAAGGCAUACCAGGUCUUCAAGGAGCUCCUGGACCCCAAGGCUUCCGUGGAGAUUCUGGUGAUCCUGGACCCAAGGGUGACAAAGGACCUGCUGGGCCACCUGGGGUCAAAGGCGAUCAGGGAGAGAGAGGACCACGUGGUGCCACUGGUGAGCCAGGUCAGGUCGGACCAGCGGGGCCUCCUGGUGAGAAAGGUCUUAAAGGAUCAGCAGGUGCUCCCGGGCCAGAUGGUGUUAAAGGAAUUCGAGGAGAUCAAGGUCCGAUUGGUUUGCCUGGAGCUCGGGGACCCACAGGGCCUCCUGGAGAUGCAGGAAUACCAGGUACACCAGGACUCCAAGGACCACCAGGUUUGCCAGGUAUGCCGGGCCAGCCAGGAGCUAAAGGUGAGCACGGUGAGCCCGGAAGAGUCAUUUCUGCAGGCGCUAAUACUAACACCGUGGGUGUACCUGGACCACCUGGACCUCCUGGAGCUCCAGGUCCUGGCGGACCACCUGGACUAUCAGGUCCUGUUGGUCCUGCUGGUCUUCCUGGUUCACCUGGUUCAAAGGGAGAUAAAGGAGACAAAGGAGAAGAUGGGAAGCCUGGAGUCUCUGAGAGCGCAGGGAAGAAAGCUGCUUCUGAACCUGGUCCUCCUGGCCCACCUGGCCCACCAGGACCAACCGGACCACCUGGGAAUGAUGGAAAACCAGGUAUUGGUCAACCUGGUCCUCCUGGUGAAAAAGGUGAACCGGGAAGCUUUGUACCCACUUCAGGAACCUUCUUUGCUGGACCCCCUGGUCCUCCUGGACCUGUUGGAUCACAAGGUGAUAUUGGCCCUCAAGGUUUCCCUGGCCAGCCUGGAUUACCUGGAGAACCUGGAAUCGGUAUUCCAGGACAGCCAGGGUCACCAGGACCACGUGGAGAACAAGGUUCUGAGGGUCCACCAGGACCACAGGGACCUCAAGGACCAAUGGGUCCCAUGGGGCCAGAAGGUCCAAAAGGUGAUGCUGGAGUCCCAGGGGCCCCUGGCAUUCCAGGAUAUUCCUACGGUGGAGGAUCCAGAAGCGCUCCAGGUCCUCCAGGUCCACCUGGACCCCCAGGGCUUCCUGGAGCACCUGGUUCAUCGGGUGGUGGCUCACCAGAUGUUGUUCAACAGAUUUCAGACUACCUCAGAAGUGAACCCAUCAGAGAAUACCUGACCGGACCUCCAGGCCCACCUGGAUCACCAGGAUCUUCCGGAUCAGGCUCUGAAGAUUCUCUGGCUAACCGUGUUAUUGAAUACCUUCAAAGAGAUGAGGUGAGGCAGUACCUGAUUGGUCCUCCAGGGCCCCCAGGACCCCCAGGUGUGCCAGGUGGAUAUGGCUUUAACACUCAGGAAGUUGCUGGACGAGUGCUAAAUCUGAUAAACGAUGCUGGUUUCAGAGGUCUUCCAGGACCUCCCGGUCCCCCAGGACCUCAAGGACCACCAGGAAGCGCCGGAGGUCUAGUGUCUUACGCCGCUAAUGAAAACCAACAGCAAAUCCACGCAAAGCCUCAGGAGUAUAUCAAAAGGCAUCCAAGCUCUGAUGAGAAUUUGGAUUACGCAGCCAUCGCUAAACAGGUUUCAGAUUACAUUAAGUCUCAUGGCCUGUUAAAAGGCCAGGAUGGUUUGACAGGGUUUCCAGGUCCACGAGGUCCAGCAGGAAACCCUGGACGUGAUGGAUUCCCUGGAAUCCCUGGAUCUCCUGGACGUAGUGGACCCUCUGGACCCCCUGGACCUCCAGGAAUCAGUGUAGAAUUUUCUUCCUCCAAUAUGACAGAAAUCAUGGACUACAUCAGAGAAAACCAUAUGAUUGGACGACCAGGUAUACCAGGGCAGAAAGGGGAGCUGGGAUAUCCUGGACCACCAGGACAGAAAGGUGACACAGGAUUCCAAGGUCCAUCAGGUCCAUCAGGCUUCUCAGGUCUCACAGGAAUGAAAGGAGAAAAGGGAGAGAAGGGUGAGGCUUCAUAUGUCACUCGCAGGAGGAGGAGGAGCACAGUCAUUUAGCUAGUGUGCCUUAAACAGCUAAUGCUUUAAAAAUGACAUGUACAUAUUUAGUCUUUUCUAUUCUUUUUUUCUUACUUUAGAUCAAUUUAUUACAAAAAGCUAAAUAUAUUCACAUUGAAUUAACAAGCAUUACGUGAUCAAAUUCACCUUUAUGAUACCAGUUUUAAAGAGAAAAUAUUUUUGCGCAUGUAUUUUUCCUGACUGCUUUUCUUGCAUGAAUGCAGAAUGGGAUUUAACAUAUAAUCUGGGGGUGUGCUUUAUAUUCUGCUUUUUCUCAUUUGUGCUGUUAAAAUGCUUU